This is a messenger RNA of Diplodia corticola, 1230 nucleotides long. RefSeq names its product er membrane protein. The record is from RefSeq and is a predicted model, not a curated record. The transcript is spliced from 5 exons. Lineage: Eukaryota; Fungi; Ascomycota; Dothideomycetes; Botryosphaeriales; Botryosphaeriaceae. The coding region runs from base 1 to 1230 and encodes 409 amino acids.
AUGAUCGCUCAUCGCUUUUUCCGCGCACAGCAGCUGCUGUUGCUCCUCACCACAUUAGCUCUCAUCAAUCGCGUGAGCGCUCUCACCCAGACCUACUGCUCGAGCCAGAACACCGGCUCGAGCAAUCUACAAGAUACAUACACAUUCCAGUCGAAUGGCCACUGUCAUGACGAAUGCGUAGACGACUACGCCUUUGCUAUUGUCCAAGGAAAGCAGUGCUGGUGCUCCAACUACGCACCCUCGGAUCAGCAGGAUACCAGCAACUGCGACACCACUUGCCCUGGCUAUGGCUAUGAAGAUUGCGGUAACUCGGACGACGACUUGUAUGGCUACAUCAAGCUGGACCUGGCCGCGUCCGGAACUCAAGGCGCGUCGACCGCUGCGAGCACAUCCACAGCGGCUUCGACUUCCACGAGUUCCGCUCCUGCGCCGAGCUCUGUGGAGACGACCAUUCGAGUGCCUGACACGGAAACCGUCGUCCAGACGGUGACCCAGUUGGCGUCAGUGGUCGUUUCGACGGUUUUUCCCAAGACCUCAUCCACAUCGACGACGGAAUCCUCUACCAGCUCUGCCGCCGCUACUACCUCAUCAUCGAGUUCGUCGUCAAGCUCCUCAGAGGAGUCAAGUUCCUCUUCGUCUACUCGGACUUCAACCCCGGUCACUCAAGUCACCGUUGUCACCGUUGGCGGGUCUGUUGUGACCCAGACUGUGACUUCUGCGCCGUCUUCGGGAGAUGGUUCCUCUUCCUCCUCUGGUGGUUCACGCACGUCUGGGGGCGCGAUUGCUGGCGCAGUUAUUGGAGGUCUCGCGGGUCUCGCUCUGCUUGCCGGAGCCAUCUUCUUUUUUCUCAUGCGUAUGCGCCGCAAGAGGGAGCAAGCAGCUCAAGAUGCCGAGAACGGGUCCACAGGCGUUACUCCUCAGAGAAAUGUCAGCACACUUAGUCGGACCGGGCUCCUCAGGUCUGGAGAAAAAGACUACACCGCUACACUGCCGCCGAUCAACACCGCUCGCCAAAGCUCUGACCCGUCUGACGCGAUGACGCCUAACUCAGAGCGGCGCAACAGCCGGCCCUUGUUUUACGAUCAGCGCCUGAACCCUCAACCAUUCAUGAAUUUGGAUAAUGGCAGCCAUGGCAGUAUCGCUUCCAUUGAGGACAACCGCGACUACACGAGAACGUUGAACGUCCGCAAUCCGGAUCCUCCGGAGCGCCAGUCGCGCGACUCGUGGUAG